Sporothrix brasiliensis 5110 is the source of this 228-nucleotide messenger RNA. RefSeq lists its product as uncharacterized. The transcript is spliced from 3 exons. NCBI's taxonomy places the organism in Eukaryota, Fungi, Ascomycota, Sordariomycetes, Ophiostomatales, Ophiostomataceae. The coding region runs from base 1 to 228 and encodes 75 amino acids. The record is from RefSeq and is a predicted model, not a curated record. Gene Ontology annotation, biological process: proton motive force-driven ATP synthesis.
AUGGUUCAGUCAUACACCAUUGCCGGCCGCCAGAUCGGCUCCCACUACCUGGCUAUUGCCACCCUGUCCACCCUGUUCGGCGGCAUCUAUGCUGCCACCCGCGGCAGUGGCCAGAAGACCACGGCGACACCCCCCAUCAAUGCCUCCUCGUCGGAUGAGGCGGACUUUAUCAAGAAGUUCCUCGAGUCUGCCGACGCGGACGAGAAGAAGAACCAGGCGGCGCACUAA